Messenger RNA from Cottoperca gobio, 2209 nucleotides. Its product is annotated as creatine kinase U-type, mitochondrial-like. The record is from RefSeq and is a predicted model, not a curated record. The transcript is spliced from 9 exons. Gene Ontology annotation, molecular function: creatine kinase activity. Gene Ontology annotation, biological process: phosphocreatine biosynthetic process. Gene Ontology annotation, cellular component: mitochondrion. Lineage: Eukaryota; Metazoa; Chordata; Actinopteri; Perciformes; Bovichtidae. Bases 127 to 1374 code for a protein of 415 amino acids.
CUCCGGGUUAACCGUUCCCUCUGCUGUCGUUCCCUCAGAGGCGCUUCAUCCACCGACGCUCCCCGUACACCUGUCCCUCCCUCUCUGCUACUUUGUUUUAUUAAACACAUAUACAGAAAAACAAAAAUGGCAAGCAGCUUCUCUAGAAUCCUGUCCUCCAAACAGAGAAUCGGGAUCCUGUCGUUGGUCGGUGGCUCGGUAACGGCUGGAUAUCUGCUCCAGCGGGAACAUGUCAGUGCCGGACUGCCUGUCCGCCGGAGCUACCCCGCCAGUGCGGAGUACCCUGACCUGCGCAAACACAACAACUGCAUGGCCUCUCACCUGACACCGGCCAUCUAUGCCAAGCUGUGCGAUAAGGCCACUCCCAACGGGUACACACUGGACAUGGCCAUUCAGACGGGCGUGGACAACCCCGGGCACCCCUUCAUCAAGACUGUUGGCAUGGUGGCAGGAGACGAGGAAUCCUACGAGGUGUUUUCAGACCUGCUGGACCCUGUCAUCAGGGAGAGGCACAACGGCUACGACCCGCACACCAUGAAGCACCCCACCGACCUGGAUGCCAGCAAGAUCCACUCGGGCAACUUUGACUCGCGUUACGUGCUGUCGUCCAGGGUGAGGACGGGCCGCAGUAUCCGAGGGUUGAGCCUGCCACCCGCCUGCACUCGGGCGGAGCGCAGGGAGGUGGAGAGGGUGGUGGUGGACGCACUCGCCGGCCUGAAGGACGACCUGGCCGGGAAGUACUACAGUCUCACCCAGAUGACAGACAGCGACCAGCAGCAGCUCAUUGAUGACCACUUCCUGUUUGACAAGCCUGUGUCCCCCCUCCUGACGUGCGCAGGCAUGGCUCGUGAUUGGCCCGACGCCCGUGGUAUCUGGCACAACAACGAGAAGACAUUCCUGGUUUGGGUUAAUGAGGAGGAUCACACCAGGGUCAUCUCCAUGGAGAAGGGAGGGAACAUGAAGAGAGUCUUUGAGAGGUUCUGCAAAGGCCUCAAGGAGGUGGAGCGUCUCAUCCAGGAGAGAGGCUGGGAGUUCAUGUGGAACGAGAAGCUGGGCUACGUCCUCACCUGCCCCUCUAACCUGGGCACAGGGCUCAGGGCCGGCGUCCACGUCAAACUGCCCCUGAUGAGCAAGGAUCCCCGACUCAAUAAGAUCCUGGACAACCUGCGUCUGCAGAAGCGAGGGACCGGGGGCGUGGACACCGCAGCUGUGGGCGGCGUGUUCGACAUCUCCAACCUGGACCGCCUGGGACUGUCUGAGGUCCACCUGGUGCAGACGGUGGUGGAUGGCGUCAACUACCUAAUCGAGUGUGAGAAGAGACUGGAGAAAGGCCAGGACAUCAAGGUGCCCCCACCCCUUAAACAAUUCAAGUAGACCCCCCCCCCCCACCACAAACCUCUGGGCACACACACAUGCACAAACUCCCCGCUCUGUUCCCAUAGAUAUGAUAAAUAUCUAUGUAAUUCCCUCAUUUACUACUUCUCCAUACACCCCUCCCUCCCCCACCGUUCCCCUCUCCGUAAUAUAAUCUCCAUAUAUUAUACCAGAGUCCCAGAAUUCUGCAUUUGGCUUCAGUGUGUUUCAGGGUUUUAAUAUUAAACUCAAAUCCAAACUUGGCUCUGAAACGGCAGCAAACAUUAACGAAGGAUGCACAAACUGUAAGCUGCUGUAUAGGAGCAAAGAUGGCCGCCAGUUUGCCCGUCUCUGCAUGGCCAAACACUAUCUACGGCUUCCAAAGCACUCCUCAGCCCCCCUAACCUGGCUUUACCUCGCCUCAGUCCCUUCCUGCCGCAUGUUAUACUCCUGUUAUAUAUAUAUAUAUAUACAUAUAUAUAUAUAUAUAUAUGUGUGUGUAUAUACAGCCUGUCUCUUCCCCUCAUUCAUGUGUGUUGAUUGCUCUUCCCUAUUAUCUGGUGCUUGUAUAAAUCCAUCCAUUUGUGUUCUUACUUUCCAUCGUGGAUUGUGUUUGUUUUCACCAUUUGAAGUGGAUUUGAAUGUAGAUUAACGUAAUGUAGAUCAGCGUAAGACUGAAGAGAGUCGAGUUCUCCAGAGGAUUUGCACAUUUGGUGACACACUGGUGUCAAAAUGUAAUGUUGUAACACACACUGGCCGGGCUGGGUUCUGUACUGUAAGCUACUGAAGCAAUAUCAUUGCAGCUGAAUGUCACACUAUAAUGUCUUUUAUUAAAGAAAUCAUCUAUUUAACAGAA